Dicentrarchus labrax (European seabass) is the source of this 3063-nucleotide messenger RNA. RefSeq lists its product as uncharacterized. Gene Ontology annotation, biological process: T cell costimulation; negative regulation of T cell proliferation; cellular response to lipopolysaccharide. The record is from RefSeq and is a predicted model, not a curated record. The transcript is spliced from 10 exons. Gene Ontology annotation, cellular component: external side of plasma membrane. The coding region runs from base 310 to 2460 and encodes 716 amino acids. Lineage: Eukaryota; Metazoa; Chordata; Actinopteri; Moronidae.
ACGUCCUUCAGGUCCAGUGUGUCUGUCACUGCUCUACUCUCCACCGCUCAUAUAUGUCGUUUUGGGAGUUAUUGGCAAUCAACCAAUAAUGUUUGUGUGAAAGCUGCUCAGCCGGUUUCUUUCCAUUCCAACGGCUGCUUCUCUGGAAACAGUUUAAAGUGAAACUAAAGUUUUCUCCUCACAGUGUCGGCAGAUUAUCAGGAGGAGGAAAGUGACAACUGGCUGUGAACUGAAUGUGUUUUUCAAGUAUUCGUUUAGUGAGAAGCAGGUUAAUGAGGACUUUGUGGUUGUUGUAGUUUUUACAGGAAGAUGAAGAUGUUUGUGGUGUUUGUGAUCCUCGUGCACGUUUCCCAGAAUGCCUCGGCUGUGGAGCUGUAUGAGGGGGAGGAGUUUGUCCUGCUGCUCUGUGAGUUUCAAACUUUUGAACUGGACGACCCCACAGUGGUGUGGAGCCGCUACGAUCUCAAUCCUCCAACCGUCCACCAGCGUCAGCAGGAAGGUGAUGAACUUAAAGACCAAAACCAGCUUUACAGCGGCCGAACAUCCAUGAUGGCUGACGCUCUGGAAACUGGAGACCUCAGUCUCAAUCUGACAAAACUCCGCCUCUCUGACAGCGGCACCUACACCUGCACCGUCAGAUCGCUUUGGGAAGAACUGAGAGUGAGAGACAUACAGCUGCAGGUCAAAGAACGAUUUCCAUCCUGGGCCAAAGCUCUCCUGGUUCUCCUGGUUCUCGGUCUUAUUGUUGGGGGUCUUUUGGUGCAUUUUCGGCAGUAUUUCAUGUCAGUCUACCAGGUGGAGGUGUAUUCAGGGGUGGAGUCUGUCCUGCUGCCCUGCAAAACCACAGUUCACCUGCCUGAGGACGUCACAGUGGAGUGGAGGGACAGUGACAACAUGAAGGUCCAUGUGUAUCAGAACGGUUCUGAUCAGCCUGAAGAACAGAACCAGUAUUACAGAGACCGAACAGAGAUGAAGAGAAACCUGCUGGAACCUGGAGACCUCAGUCUGACCCUGAAAUAUCCCACAGACAGAGACAGUAAGACCUACACCUGCACCGUCUACAACAGGGAGAGAGAGAUCCUGAUGAAGAAACAAGUGCUGCUCAAGGUCAAAGUCUACCAGGUAGAGGUGGAUUCAGGGGAGGAGUCUGUCCUGCUGCCCUGCAAAACCACAGUUCACCUGCCUGAGGACGUCACAGUGGAGUGGAGGGACAGAUACAGGAAGGUCCAUGUGUAUCAGAACGGCUCUGAUCAGCCUGAAGAACAGAACCAGGAUUACAGAGACCGAACAGAGAUGAAGAGAAACCUGCUGGAACCUGGAGACCUCAGUCUGACCCUGAAAUACCCCACAGACAGAGACAGAGACACCUUCACCUGCACCGUCUACAACAGGGAGAGAAAGAUCCUGAUGGAGAAACAAGUGAAGCUCUGGGUCAAAGUCUACCAGGUGGAGGUGGAUUCAGGGGUGGAGUCUGUCCUGCUGCCCUGCAAAACCACAGUUCACUUGCUAAAGCACGUCACAGUGGAGUGGACGGACAGAUACAGGAAGGUCCAUGUGUAUCAGAACAGCUCUGAUCAGCCUGAAGAACAGAACCAGUUUUACAGAGACCGAACAGAGAUGAAGAGAAACCUACUGGAACCUGGAGACCUCAGUCUGACCCUGAAAUACCCCACAUACAGAGACAUUGACAUCUACACCUGCACCGUCUACAACAGGGAGAGAGAGAUCCUGAUGAAGAAACAAGUGCUGCUUGAGGUCAAAGUCUACCAGGUGGAGGUGGGUUCAAGGGUGGAGUCUGUCCUGCUGCCCUGCAAAACCACAGUUCACCUGCCUGAGGACGUCAGAGUGGAGUGGACAGACAGUUACAACUGGAAGGUCCAUGUGUAUCAGAACGGCUCUGAUCAGCCUGAAGAACAGAACCAGUAUUACAGAGACCGAACAGAGAUGAAGAGAAACCUGCUGGAACCUGGAGACCUCAGUCUGACCCUGAAAUACCCCACAGACAGAGACACCUUCACCUGCACCGUCUACAGCAGGGAGAGAAAGAUCCUGAUGGAGAAACGAGUGGAGCUUGAGUUCAAAGAGCAUAAGGUGGAGGUGGAGGAGGGGGCGAAGUCUGUCCAACUGCCCUUCAAGACCACAGCUGACCUGCCUGAGGACGCUGAAGUGGAGUGGAGACGCAUUGAACCUGAACCCACAAUAACAGUCCAUGUGUAUCAGAACAGUUCUGACCAGCCUGGACAACAGAACCAGGAUUACAGAGACCGAACUGAGAUGAACGAAGACCUGCUGAAAACUGGAGACCUCAGUCUGACCCUGAAAUGCCCCAAAGAGAGAGACACAGGAAGAUACGGCUGCAGAAUCUACAACAAGGAGGGGAAACAUCAGAUACUUACUGAGAGGGAAAACAGUGGAGCUCACAGUCAGAGAGAGAACCAGGAACAGAAGCAGCUCCAUUGAUCCAACUCCUCUGAUGGCUGAUCAAUCUGUUUGAUUGGUCUGUUGAUCAAUCUUUGAUUAUUGAUCUUGUUGAAGGGGCUCAAAGGAAGAGAAUGUCAACGUUCAGCUUUCAGUGUUUCCUCUCUUCAUCGUCUGAAUGAACCUGCAGUCCAUACUGUGAUUGAUUGAUUGACUGAUUGAUUGAUUGACUGAUUGAUUGAUUGAUUGAUUGAUUGAUUGAUUGAUUGAUUGAUUGGUCUCAUGUAGCUCUAUAAUGUUUCUCUGAUGUUUGUGUAUUCAGCUUCUAUACAUAUAUAUCUGGCUGUGUCUCAGGAGGUAGAGCGGGUCGUCCACUGAUCAGAAGGUUGCUGGUUCGAUCCCCGGCUCCUCCCGCUGCAUGUCAAAGUGUCCUUGAGCAAAAUACUGAACCCCAAACUGCUCCUGAUGCUGAAUCACUGUAUGAAUGAGUGAAUGAGUGAAUGAGUCAGCUGAACUGUUCUCAUGUGUUUGAAUCCAUAAAGUGUUGUGAGCAGAUGAGUUAUGGAUUCGAUCAUUUCACACUCUGUUUAGAGAAUGAUGAAUAUUGAGGAGAACAACUGUAAAUAAAGCUCAAAUGUACAGAAA